GGCGCGGGGAGGAGCAGGGACCUGGCAGCGGGCUAGGAGGCUGCGAGCUAGCCGCGAACCGGGCGGGCGGCGGGCGCGCGCACCAUGGGGGAGAAACCCGGGACCAGGGUCUUCAAGAAGUCGAGUCCCAACUGCAAGCUCACCGUGUACCUGGGCAAGCGGGACUUUGUAGAUCACCUGGACAAAGUGGAUCCUGUAGAUGGCGUGGUGCUAGUGGACCCUGACUAUUUGAAGGACCGCAAAGUGUUUGUGACCCUCACCUGUGCCUUCCGCUAUGGCCGCGAAGACCUGGAUGUGCUGGGCCUGUCCUUCCGCAAGGACCUGUUCAUCGCCAACUACCAGGCCUUCCCCCCAACGCCCAACCCGCCCCGGCCCCCCACCCGCCUGCAGGACCGGCUGCUGAGGAAGCUGGGCAAGCAUGCCCACCCCUUUUUUUUCACAAUACCCCAGAACCUGCCCUGCUCCGUCACCCUGCAGCCAGGCCCAGAGGACACAGGGAAGGCCUGUGGGGUAGACUUUGAGAUUCGAGCCUUCUGUGCCAAAUCACUAGAAGAGAAAAGCCACAAAAGGAACUCCGUGCGUCUGGUGAUCCGAAAGGUGCAGUUUGCCCCAGAGAAACCUGGCCCCCAGCCUUCGGCUGAAACCACACGCCACUUCCUCAUGUCUGACCGGUCCCUCCACCUUGAGGCUUCCCUGGACAAGGAGCUGUACUACCAUGGGGAGCCCCUCAAUGUCAAUGUCCACGUCACCAACAACUCCACCAAGACUGUCAAGAAGAUCAAAGUCUCUGUGAGACAGUACGCCGACAUCUGCCUCUUCAGCACCGCCCAGUACAAGUGUCCUGUGGCUCAGAUCGAACAAGAUGACCAGGUGUCGCCCAGUUCCACGUUCUGUAAGGUGUACACCAUAACCCCCCUGCUCAGCAACAACCGGGAGAAGCGCGGUCUCGCCCUGGACGGGAAGCUCAAGCACGAGGACACCAACCUGGCAUCCAGCACCAUCGUUAAGGAGGGUGCCAACAAGGAGGUGCUGGGAAUCCUGGUGUCCUACAGGGUCAAGGUGAAGCUGGUGGUGUCUCGAGGCGGGGAUGUCUCCGUGGAACUGCCUUUUGUUCUUAUGCACCCCAAACCCCAUGACCACAUCACCCUCCCCAGACCCCAGUCAGCAACCCCCCACCCCCCCACUCUCCUCCUCCCCUCAGCUGCUCCUGAAACAGAUGCCCCUGUGGACACCAACCUCAUUGAAUUUGAUACCAACCCCGCGGCUGCCCCAGCACCUCUGUCUCCGGGAGGGGUGUGGGAGGUGGAGAAGGAGGGCUGGAGCCCUCGCCUCACCCCUCCUCUCCACCACCAAGCUAUGCCACAGAUGACGACAUCGUGUUUGAGGACUUUGCCCGGCUUCGGCUGAAGGGGAUGAAGGACGAGGACUACGACGACCAGUUCUGCUAGGAAACGGGGCUGGAAGAAGGGCGUGGAUGGUGCUGGGAGACGUAGGGGCAGGACCAAGACCCCCACUAUCACCGGGGGGGAUCCCAGCCUCUCGUCCUUUCCCCUCCACCCAGCGGCUUCCUCAACCAACCCUCCCCUCCCUCCCUCCCCUAUCCCCCACCAGAUACACACUGGACCCAUCUCUUGUGGAUCGUGGGCAUUAAUUUUUUGAAUACAGCUGUGCUUCCCCAGGCCCCCAGUGGGUGGCAAGCUGGGUUUGUACCUAAAUGUUUUGGAGGGGGACACUGAAGAGGACAGUAGGGAAAGGGCGGAGGGAAGAGCUCCCACAUUCAACCUCACACCAACACCCCCUCCUGUCACUAUCUCUGCCUCCCAUUCCUUCAGGAUGAGACCCUUUGGGGGGCAAGGCCAGUUCUUUGCUUCUGAGCAUAAAGAAGAAAAUAAACCUUUUAAUAGGCACAA
This is a messenger RNA of Lagenorhynchus albirostris (white-beaked dolphin), 1910 nucleotides long. RefSeq names its product arrestin beta 2 (gene ARRB2). Gene Ontology annotation, cellular component: cytoplasm. Gene Ontology annotation, biological process: positive regulation of ERK1 and ERK2 cascade; signal transduction; G protein-coupled receptor internalization. The record is from RefSeq and is a predicted model, not a curated record. NCBI's taxonomy places the organism in Eukaryota, Metazoa, Chordata, Mammalia, Artiodactyla, Delphinidae. Gene Ontology annotation, molecular function: angiotensin receptor binding. Bases 85 to 1407 code for a protein of 440 amino acids. The transcript is spliced from 15 exons.